Gossypium arboreum is the source of this 1752-nucleotide messenger RNA. RefSeq lists its product as uncharacterized. NCBI's taxonomy places the organism in Eukaryota, Viridiplantae, Streptophyta, Magnoliopsida, Malvales, Malvaceae. The coding region runs from base 293 to 916 and encodes 207 amino acids. The transcript is spliced from 6 exons. The record is from RefSeq and is a predicted model, not a curated record.
UGUGACUAGCAGUUCCUUUCCAUUCCCUCGCACUAAAAUCUUUUGCCUGUUUAAAAACCCUAAAUUCACAAGAUUUUCGUAAGGUUUUCCACCUUCCCUCAUCUCCCUCCCUUCCUUCCAAUUCUUAAUUUUCUUUUUCCUUCCAAUUCUUCUUCUUUUUUUUCCUUCCAAUUCUUCUUCUUUUUUUUUUCUUUUGGGAAUAAUUCGAAAAUUGAUUCCAUUUUUCCAUGAUUUCAAGGUAUUGUUGAGGCUGCAUAUUUGAAUAGCACUUAGGAAAAAUAUUAAGCCGAACAUGAGCACAAUAGAAGUGAAGGGGCCUUCUCUUAGAGGGUAUCGACGAAGGAAGGCACUCCUGGAUCUCAAUGUUCCUCCCACUGAAAUCAGGGAACAGGAGGGUACUUCGCAGCAGGCUGGAUCUGAGCAACUGACUGCUCAACCCGUACAGCCUCCACCACCUGCAACUAUUGAUGUUGAAGCUAUUGAUGAUGAUGUAAUUGAAUCUUCUGCUAUAGCAUUCGCAGCGGCUAAAAACAAUUCUAGGAGAAGCCGUGGAAGGACUGUUGUUGACGUAGAUUCAGGGCGGCUUGCUCGGUCAACUAAUAAUAACCUGAACAGGUGCCGGAGACUUCCUCCGACCCCAGUAGUUAUCAAUUGUGAUUGGUAUAUCAAUUUGGAGAGUUCACCGCAGUCUAUGGUCAAGGAAAUUACAAAGCCCCAGCCACUUCCCAAGGAGCCAACCUUCAAUUGUCCGAUUUGUAUGGGUUCAUUAAAUGAGGAGAUGUCAACAAGAUGUGGGCACAUUUUCUGCAAGGCAUGCAUCAACGCUGCAAUAGCAGCCCAGGGAAAAUGCCCAACUUGCAGAAAAAGAGUGACUGUAAAGGAACUAAUUAGGGUCUUCCUUCCAUCAGCCAGCUGAAAAUGAGCUUCAUGCCCAAUUAGUGAUGAAUAAUUCAAACUGGAAUUGAAAAGGGAAAGAAGCAAUGAAUUCUGUGUAUCAGCGGAGCUAAUUUUUGGAUUUUUGGAAUCUCCAAGAUGCCCAAGCUUUAAACUAUAUUUCUGCAAACAAUCUUUUUGACAAGUUAUCUGAGCAUGCUUUUCAUUGCUUUCUUAGAUGCAUGUGAAUCUGCCAGUUGAUAACCUCAGCUUCAUUAUUAUUUGAAUUAAAUCUAAACUUGACAAACAACUUAUUUAUGUACAGUAAAAGAAGUUGACUUUAGGUUGCUUGUGGUUGUGGACUCCCCUUAUAUUGCACGUUCUGCUAAGGUUUGUGAACCGAUUGGUCUCGGUUGUCUGCCUGUUCUGCUGGUUAAGGUGAAUUGCGUUAGGCAAGUUUGGUUGGUUUGAAAGGUGGUAGCCUAAGUUCCCUAUGUUGAACUUAUAUGACCCCAUUGUGCCUUCAAAAACUAGCAAUUCAUCAGCCACAAGCAUUAAGUCAGGCUGAAUUACCUUUGUUAGCCUUUUGUUUUCCUUUUAAACAUGAGUUGGUGGUGGGGCUGUUUGUUUGAAAUCUAUUGUAUACGCAGAACUUUUUUUUAAUUGUUUGUUUACGGAUGAUCUUAAGGAAAAGAUCACUAGAAGCUUGUGAACUUCCCAUUAAUUCAAGUACAACAAAAAGCACAAACAUAGCCACUACUCAACUAGGUGGUACGAUCUUUAUUAACAUGACUACAUUUAAACCGGUGGUGGCUGUGAACUCCCGUACUGGCUGGGGUCACGGGGAUGCGUCAAUGGCAUUGCCAUUGACAUCAGCUU